AUGAUCCCGAAGAUUCAACGACAAGAGACAUUUCCGUCAAUCGAUAUUAGUGCAAUUGGAGGCGUUAGCUUCAAUAGACUCCACGAGAAAGGAAGGGUGAAGAAGGAGAUUGAAACCUUUGCAACUUCACUUUAUGAGAUCGACCAUAUCAUCGAUAUAAAGAGCAUAGACUCAGGAUCCUAA
Messenger RNA from Penicillium digitatum Pd1, 183 nucleotides. The record is from RefSeq and is a predicted model, not a curated record. NCBI's taxonomy places the organism in Eukaryota, Fungi, Ascomycota, Eurotiomycetes, Eurotiales, Aspergillaceae.